AUGGCACUGUCAGGGACCCUGACCUCCCUCCAGGAGGAGAGCUGCUGUCCCGUGUGCUUCGAUUACUUCAAGGACCCGGUCACCACCGGAUGCGGACACAACUUCUGCUGCGACUGCCUGAGUUCGUGCUGGGAGGGCCUGCCUGAGGAUGGCACCUUCCCCUGCCCGGUCUGCCGCUUCGGCCUGCCCCGCACAAACGUCUACAGGAAUCUGCAGCUCGGAAGCCUGGCCCAGGCGGCGCAGCAGCUGGAGGUACGGCGGAGCAGGCGGAAGCGGCUGUCUGAGCACUCGGUGUGCGAGCUGCACCAGCAGGCGCUGACGCAGUUCUGCCAGAAUGACCUGGAGCUGCUGUGCACGCGCUGCAGCUUCGCCCCGAAGCACCUGAAGCACCACGUGAGCUCCAUCGAGGAGGCCGCGCUGCAGCAGAGGCGGCAGCUGGAGCGCUCGGUGGAGCCGCUGCGCAGCGACCUGGAGCAGAUGGAACGGCUGAUCGAGCUGCAGAGCACCAAGACCCUGGAGCUGCGCAAGGCGGCCGCAGCCCGGCGGGAGGAGAUCGAGGCGGAGUACGAGCAGCUGCGGCAGUUCCUGCAGGAGGAGCACCACGCCACCCUGCUGCGGAUGGGCGAGGAAGAGGCGGAGAUCCUCGGAGAGCUGAAGCAGCACCUCGCCUCCUUCUUCAACUACACGUCGGGCCUGAAGGGCCUGCUCAAGGAGGUGGAGGCUAAGAGCGCCUUCCCCGACCUGGCGCUGCUGCGGGCCCUCAAGGGCAUUGAGGAGGAGCGGCAGCAGCUCCGGCGCCCCGAGCCCUCCGCCGUGGAGCUGAGCGGCUACGAGCUGAGGAUCCCCGCGCAGCUCUCAGGCUUGGAGCGCCUCGUGCAGCACUUCCAGAUCGACAUGCUGUUCGACCCCAGCACUGCGCACCCGCAGCUCAUCCUCUCCAGCGACAGGAAGAUCGCGCACUUCGAGGCCAUCCCGAGGAGGGUCUGCCACACACCCAGGAGGUUCUACCUGUGCCCAGCCGUCCUGGGCCAGCAGUGCUUCGACAGCGGCCGGCACUACUGGGAGGUGGAGGUGGGCACCAAGCCCAAGUGGGCCCUGGGCGCCUGCCAGGGCUCGCUGCCCCGCAACUGGCGCAACAAGCCGGACCGACGCAGGGGCUUCUGGGCCCUUGGGCGCUGCGAGGACAACGGCUACCUCAUCUUCGGAGCCCAGAAAGCGCAGAUCGUGCCCAAAGCGAGGCCCAGCAAGAUCGGCAUCUUUCUGGACUAUGAGCUGGGUGAGAUUUCAUUCUACAACGCGGACGAUAGGUCCGUGCUCUACACGUUCCACGACUGCUUCACCAAAACUGUGUGGCCUUAUUUCUUCCUGGGACAAGAUUCCAAGCCUCUUAGACUCUCCUCAGAGUCGGAGAGAGAGACAUGA
Octodon degus (degu) is the source of this 1422-nucleotide messenger RNA. RefSeq names its product tripartite motif-containing protein 60. Gene Ontology annotation, molecular function: zinc ion binding; protein binding. NCBI's taxonomy places the organism in Eukaryota, Metazoa, Chordata, Mammalia, Rodentia, Octodontidae. The transcript has a single exon. The record is from RefSeq and is a predicted model, not a curated record. Bases 1 to 1422 code for a protein of 473 amino acids.